UUUCCACCACAACAAUCAUAUCCACAACCACAACCACAAUAUCCGCAACCACAACAACCAAUUUCGCAGCAACAAGCACAACUACAACAACAACAACAACAACAACAACAACAACAACAACAACAACAACAACAACAACAACAACAACAACAACAACAACAACAACAACCGUCGAGCCAGGUCUCCUACCAGCAGCCUCAGCAACAAUAUCCAUCAGGCCAGGGCUUCUUCCAGCCAUCUCAGCAAAACCCACAGGCCCAGGGCUUUGUCCAACCUCAGCAACUGCCGCAGUUCCAGGAAAUAAGGAACCUAGCGCUGCAGACGCUACCAGCAAUGUGCAAUGUCUACAUCCCUCCAUAUUGCUCGACCACCAUUGCGCCAUUUGGCAUCAUGAGUACUAACUGAGAAGAGAAGAACUCUAUUACUAGAUAUAUGAAACACCGUUUUCUUAAAACAUGGUUUGGUCGUUGUAGCGGUGAAAAAUAAAGUGACAUGCACUAUCAUGUAAGAACCCGAACUAGACUAUUUCAAACUUGGAAAUAAAAGACAAACACAGGUCUUGUCUGCA
Messenger RNA from Triticum aestivum (bread wheat), 568 nucleotides. Its product is annotated as alpha/beta-gliadin A-III-like. Lineage: Eukaryota; Viridiplantae; Streptophyta; Magnoliopsida; Poales; Poaceae. The transcript is spliced from 2 exons. The record is from RefSeq and is a predicted model, not a curated record. The annotation marks the transcript as partial.